UGAAUCCCCUUCCUUUCUGCUGCAAAGAUGGCGGAGUACGAUCUGACCACCAAGAUCGCGCAUUUUUUGGAUCGCCAUUUGGUGUUCCCUUUGCUGGAAUUCUUGUCUGUUAAAGAGAUUUACAAUGAGAAGGAACUUCUGCAAGGAAAGCUGGACCUGCUCAGUGACACCAACAUGGUGGACUUCGCCAUGGAUGUUUACAAAAACCUGUACCCUGACAAGGAGAUUCCCCACUCCUUGAGGGAGAAGAGAACUACAGUUGUGGCGCAACUGAAGCAACUGCAGUCUGAAACAGAGCCCAUUGUGAAAAUGUUUGAAGAUCCAGAAACCACCAGGCAGAUGCAGUCCACAAGGGAUGGACGAAUGCUGUUUGACUAUCUGGCAGAGAAGCACAAUUUCCGUCAGGAGUAUCUGGAUACCCUGUACAGAUAUGCCAAGUUCCAGUAUGAAUGUGGAAAUUACUCUGGAGCUGCUGAAUACCUCUAUUUCUUCCGUGUUCUGGUCCCCUCUACAGACAGGAAUGCUCUGAGCUCCUUAUGGGGCAAGCUGGCCUCUGAGAUCCUAAUGCAGAACUGGGAAGCUGCAAUGGAAGACCUCACAAGGCUGAAGGAGACCAUUGAUAACAAUUCUGUCAGCUCUCCACUCCAGUCUCUCCAGCAGAGGACUUGGCUGAUCCAUUGGUCACUCUUUGUCUUCUUCAACCAUCCUAAAGGCAGAGAUAACAUCAUCGACCUCUUCCUUUACCAGCCACAGUAUCUAAAUGCCAUACAGACCAUGUGUCCACACAUCCUCCGCUACUUGACAACAGCUGUGAUCACAAACAAGGACGUAAGAAAACGGAGGCAAGUCCUCAAAGAUCUGGUUAAGGUUAUCCAGCAGGAGUCUUACACUUACAAGGACCCAAUUACGGAGUUUGUGGAGUGUCUCUAUGUGAACUUUGACUUCGACAGUGCCCAGAAGAAGCUGAGGGAGUGCGAGUCGGUUCUGGUGAAUGACUUCUUCUUGGUGGCUUGUUUGGAAGACUUCAUUGAAAAUGCCCGUCUCUUUAUUUUUGAGACUUUCUGUCGUAUUCAUCAAUGCAUUAGCAUCAGCAUGCUGGCAGAUAAACUGAAUAUGACACCUGAAGAAGCAGAGAGAUGGAUAGUCAACUUAAUUCGCAAUGCAAGGCUGGAUGCAAAAAUAGAUUCCAAACUGGGCCAUGUUGUAAUGGGCAACAAUGCCGUAUCACCCUACCAGCAAGUGAUUGAGAAGACAAAGAGCCUUUCGUUUCGCAGUCAGAUGCUGGCUAUGAACAUUGAGAAGAAGCUUAACCAUAACAACAGGAAUGAGGCUCCAAACUGGGCUACUCAGGAUUCGGGAUUUUAUUAAACAAACAAUUCAAGACAAAGCCAGAAGAGCAGUUUCGUAUUCUAUCACGUACAGCAUUCCUAUCCUGUUGCAUCUUUAAACUGUUUUCUAAAAGAGCUUUGCAUUGAGUAGGGAUCUUAAGUGAUUCAAUAAAACAAGUACGGAACUUUAUUCUCA
This is a messenger RNA of Lepisosteus oculatus (spotted gar), 1524 nucleotides long. It is a transcript of the gene eif3ea, whose product is annotated as eukaryotic translation initiation factor 3, subunit E, a. The record is from RefSeq and is a predicted model, not a curated record. Gene Ontology annotation, molecular function: translation initiation factor activity. Gene Ontology annotation, cellular component: nucleus; cytoplasm; eukaryotic translation initiation factor 3 complex. Gene Ontology annotation, biological process: translational initiation. Lineage: Eukaryota; Metazoa; Chordata; Actinopteri; Semionotiformes; Lepisosteidae.